Molecule: messenger RNA, 899 nt
Organism: Phaeodactylum tricornutum CCAP 1055/1
Lineage: Eukaryota; Bacillariophyta; Bacillariophyceae; Surirellales; Neidiaceae
Exons: 1
Coding region: 99-638 (179 amino acids)
Source: RefSeq, a predicted model, not a curated record
CGUCCUCCGUCUGACACGUUCCGAAGAUAUCUGGUCAAUCGUUACAGCCAAACACAAGCACAGGCACAGCACAAAACCGCAACCAAGUAUCUCGCAGCAUGAAUCAAGUUGGACAUCUCUCCCCUACCGCCGUUCCCUUUCAUCCCUUGUAUGAACCGGUACAUCUCAUGAUCUUCAACGAUGGCAUUCCGUCGUUGACCUACGUAUCUGAAGUAGAUCGUUUUAACGCGCUACACGGAAUCCAGGACGACGCUAUCGACGAAGGAUUCCCUCCAACUGCACAGGAAGCCGCCGAGCUGGAAGACACGGACGCCUACGUGUAUCUCAUGGCCCGUUUGGACAUGAUGGAAGAAUGCGAAGAACGAGCUCGGGCCUUCACACACGGCCCCAAACGCUGGGAAGUUCGCCGUCGUCGUGGACUCCUAGGUCGUCCCCGUCCAGCAAUGCACCUGGUGACCCCGGCCUCCCACGGUCCGGCGCUCUCGGGAUCGCGCUCUUUGGUUGCUUCUACGCAUCGACAGGUUAUGAUUCGGGGACGUCGGCAAAGUAAGGGGCUGGAACGUUUUUCCAUGCCACGCGCUGCGAAACGGGGAAUGGUCCGCGUUGCGUCCAUACAACAACCCCGCAAACAGAACUAAUUGCAAAGAACCGUUUUGUCUCCGCCGACAGACGCGACCUUCUCUUCACUGUCACGAGAUUAUUAUCCAGUUUUCUUUUCGAAAGAAGCAAAACAACAACAUUAUCAAAGAGCAAAAUAUCCAGAAACAUUACAAAAGCUCACUCACUACAAAUGCUUCCACACAAUUGUGUGAAAGUUUCAGAAACAAUAGUUGCACACCUAGCCAUUGAAGCUAAUACGUCAACUUUUUUAAUUCUAUCAAUUAUCUUUUCGUGAAGUC